CCGGUUUGAACGUGGAGCGGUGAGUGUGUGCUGGGUCCUGAUAGAUCUGUCAGUGCGAGCAAAACCUGCAUUUAUUGUAGGCAAACGUAACCAACGUCAUAUUUAUAUAUAAUAACUUUAUAAUAAAUAGUAACACUCCUGGGGGUGGGAUAUAGAGCGGAUUGUACCCAAUAGUACUAUUUAUUGAGAGGUGCAGGAACUUCUCCCAUUAAAGGACCCCUGUACUCUCGCCCAUGCCAGGUAUUAAAGGACCCCUGUACUCUCUCCCCUGCCAGGUAUUAAAGGACCCCUGUACUCUCUCCCCUGCCAGGUAUUAAAGGUCCCCUGUACUCUCUCCCAUGCCAGGUAUUAAAGGACCCCUGUACUCUCUCCCCUGCCAGGUAUUAAAGGACCCCUGUACUCUCUCCCCUGCCAGGUAUUAAAGGUCCCCUGUACUCUCUCCCCUGCCAGGUAUUAAAGGACCCCUGUACUCUCUCCCCUGCCAGGUAUUAAAGGACCCCUGUACUCUCUCCCAUGCCGGGUAUUAAAGGACCCCUGUACUCUCUCCCAUGCCAGGUAUUAUAGGACCCCUGUACUCUCUCCCCUGCCAGGUGUUAAAGGACCCCUGUACUCUCUCCCAUGCCGGGUAUUAAAGGACCCCUGUACUCUCUCCCAUGCCGGGUAUUAAAGGACCCCUGUACUCUCUCCCCUGCCAGGUAUUAAAGGACCCCUGUACUCUCUCCCCUGCCAGGUAUUAUAGGACCCCUGUACUCUCUCCCCUGCCAGGUGUUAAAGGACCCCUGUACUCUCUCCCAUGCCAGGUAUUAAAGGACCCCUGUACUCUCUCCCCUGCCAGGUAUUAAAGGACCCCUGUACUCUCUCCCAUGCCAGGUAUUAAAGGACCCCUGUACUCUCUCCCCUGCCAGGUAUUGAAGGACCCCUGUACUCUCUCCCCUGCCAGGUAUUAAAGGACCCCUGUACUCUCUCCCCUGCCAGGUAUUAAAGGACCCCUGUACUCUCUCCCCUGCCAGGUAUUAAAGGACCCCUGUACUCUCUCCCAUGCCAGGUAUUAAAGGACCCCUGUACUCUCUCCCUUGCCAGGUAUUAAAGGACCCCUGUACUCUCUCCCCUGCCAGGUAUUAAAGGACCCCUGUACUCUCUGCUCUGCCAGGUAUUAAAGGACCCCUGUACUUUCUUCUAUGCUAGGUAUUAAAGGACCCCAUGGUGCUCUCCUGUACUUGUUCCUGUGCCAGGUAGUAAAGGGUCCCAGUACGCUCCACUAUACGAAGUAUUAAAGGGUCCCAGUACUCUCCUGUACUCACUCAUAUGCCUGGUAUUAAAGGGUUUCAGUACUCUCCUGUACUCACUCAUAUGCCUGGUAUUAAAGGGUCCCAGUACUCUCCUGUACUCACUCAUAUGCCUGGUAUUAAAGGGUUUCAGUACUCUCCUGUACUCACUCAUAUGCCUGGUAUUAAAGGGUCCCAGUACUCUCCUGUACUCACUCAUAUGCCUGGUAUUAAAGGGUUUCAGUACUCUCCUGUACCCGCUCCUAUGCCUGGUAUUAAAGGGUUUCAGUACUCUCCUGUACCCGCUCCUAUGCCUGGUAUUAAAGGGUCCCAGUACUCUCCUGUACUCGCUCCUAUGGCUGCUAUUAAAGGGUUUCAGUACUCUCCUGUACCCGCUCCUAUGCCUGGUAUUAAAGGGUCCCAGUACUCUCCUGUACUCACUCCUAUGCCUGCUAUUAAAGGGUCCCUGUACUCUCCGCUCCUAUGCCUGGUAUUAAAGGGUUUCAGUACUCUCCUGUACUCGCUCCUAUGGCUGCUAUUAAAGGGUUUCAGUACUCUCCUGUACCCGCUCCUAUGCCUGCUAUUAAAGGGUCUCAGUACUCUCCUGUACUCGCUCCUAUGCCUGCUAUUAAAGGGUUUCAGUACUCUCCUGUACUCGCUCCUAUGCCUGGUAUUAAAGGGUCCCAGUACUCUCCUGUACUCGCUCCUAUGCCUGCUAUUAAAGGGGUUUCAGUACUCUCCUGUACUCGCUCCUAUGCCUGCUAUUAAAGGGUUUCAGUACUCAACUGUACCCGCUCCUAUGCCUGCUAUUAAAGGGUCCCAGUACUCUCCUGUACUCGCUCCUAUGCCUGGUAUUAAAGGGUCCCAGUACUCUCCUGUACUCGCUCCUAUGCCUGCUAUUAAAGGGUUUCAGUACUCUCCUGUACCCGCUCCUAUGCCUGGUAUUAAAGGGUCCCAGUACUCUCCUGUACUCGCUCCUAUGCCUGCUAUUAAAGGGUCCCAGUACUCUCCUGUACCCGCUCUUAUGCUUGGUAUUAAAGGGUUUCAGUACUCUCCUGUACUCGCUCCUAUGCCUGGUAUUAAAAGGUCCCAGUACUCUCCUGUACUCGCUCCUACGCCUGCUAUUAAAGGGUUUCAGUACUCUCCUGUACUAGCUCCUAUGCCCGCUAUUAAAGGGUUUCAGUACUCUCCUGUACUCGCUCCUAUGCCCGCUAUUAAAGGGUUUCAGUACUGUUCUGUGAUAAAUGUUAAAGGUUUUCGGGAAUCAAUACCAGCCAUGCUAAUUUUCACAAUUAAUUAUAUAUGCGUGGCAUCACAAGACGUAACCUUGCAUGUUGCAUGUUGAGUAAAGUUCAGUAAAGUGUCAAUUCAAGGUGAAUCCAAAGUGAAUUUCUGAUUUAAUGUCCCCCCUCAAAAAAUCACCUGUUAAUUGUCUAUCCUGCUUUUAAAUCUGAAAUUUACUUUGAAUUCUCACUUUAUUAAAGGACCACUAUUGUGCCAGGAAAAUAAACUCGUUUUCCUUUCAUUAUAGUGUUUAUAGGUCCCCCCCCACCCUCAUGGCCUCCCUCCCGCCGGGCUCAAGAGGGGUAAGCCGUUAAACACUUACCUUUCUCCAACGCCGGGCUCCCUCAUAUAAAAAAUCCUGUAUAUAUUGUUAUAAAUCAUUGAGGGAUCACAUAAGCUUAAUUUAACUCUGUUUAUUUCCAGCCUACCUAAUGGAUCCCGAGUGUGCCCAGCUGCUCCCCCAUGUUUGUGCCAUACUAGUUGACAAAAGUUUACUUGUGUCAGAUGACUCCAUCUUUCAGAAAUUACAGGACUGGUUCAAGUCUUUGGCUAAAACAGGUAACUCCUACAUAAGGGAUCUUUAGUGACAGAUUGUUUGAGGAAAUCCCAUUGUAUCCUGGCAAGACGGUCCUUAAAGGGUUUAAUGCACGAGGGUUGUUCCUGUUAUCUUGGAGAACUUUUUUGUAGGUCCUCAUAUGAUGUGUAAAUGCCGUGCCUGUUUAAAUCACACAGUGCUGAAUUCUUCAUGACAGAACUUCCUAGUCCUUACUUUGUACGCCUUCACUGGGAAAAUGAUUUUUAGGUGUUAUAACACAAAUCUUUGUUUUGUUUACCGUAUAUAUAUUUCCUUCAUUGUCACAUGCUUGUUACUGGUAAAAACACAUUGUAUAAUGGCUAGAUGAGUGCUUGAUAUUUUUUGCAGACCUACUUACUGUCUGUUUUUUAAUGUUUUUUAUCUUUUUGACCUAGUACAAGUUGAUCAGUUAUUGGAAGAGAAUCAAUGUAUCGUAGGAAUACUUGAAAGGGUCUUGAAUAUGGAAUAUAAGGAUAAUAAUCUCUAUGCAUUUACAAUGAGACUGACUGGAAUUUUGGCAGCCUCUGAAGAGGGCUUUGAGUUUUUGCAGGUAAGUAAACGUGGAUAAGAGGUCUUUUAGGCAUGUAUGUUAUCUUUCUUAUUUUUCUAACCCAUUAUAUGUGUGUGAAGAAAUGCCUAUUUUUGGUUAACAAAAUGGAGUGCUGAUGGAGCGAUCAUGGUGAGACAGGAAAUGUUAGAUGUAGUAAAGGAAUCUCAGUGAAGUCAUUAUGAGGAUUGGAGUUCUUGGUCGCCUUUUUAGUUUACUGGGUUAAACAGUUUUUGAAUGACAGGCCUCCGUUUGUACUACCUCAGUCAUUCUCCACGCUGUCCGUAACUCUUCACACAUAAAGCAUUUUAGAAAGAUAAUGUACUUUAGGGGUCUGGAGUGUCUCUUUAGGGUCUUUAGGAGUGUUACAUUAAUACUCACUACUCCAGAGCGCCAGCAUUGCAGUAACACACUGCUCCUUGUAUACAAUAUAAAAAAAAAAAUAUGUAGGUAAGAGACAGAAGUAUUUCGGGCUUUGUAUGUUUUUGUUUGUUAAGCAUUUGAUUGUUUUUUGGUUUUUUUCAUGGCAAAUACAGAAAAUAUGUUAACAUAAAUUACUCCUGUGAUUAAACUGUGCAAAUCCCAUGCCAACUCUUGUUAAAUUCAAAUCCCAUGCCAACUCUUGUUAAAUCUAAGUGCAGUGACUAAGCCCUAAGCUGAUUUGAUUAUGGUAUCAUUCUCUGUUCUAGAGGAAAAAUAUUGUGGAAGAUUAUUUUGGAGCAUUUACAUUGACCAGUUUGAUCUGGGAGAACAUUAAUGUGAAAAUGGCCUGGAUUGACGGGUUGCUUGAUAUGAUCCAGCACAAAAUCGCACUUCACUUUUUGCAGACGAUUGGUGAGUACAGUGAUGUAUGAAAUGGGUUUUAUUGGCCUUCAUAAAAAAAAAAAGUGACUGACAAAAGACAGGAAGACACAGUGGCGGAACUACCACAGUCGCAGGGGUCGCAGAUGCGACCGGGCCCGUCACUAUAGGGGGCCCGGCUGCCCUGCUAAUCCCUGCAACCGUGGCCCGCAGAGAGAAGAACUGUGACAGGGGGCCCACCUAGGGCACCACCAAAUCGCCGCAUGGACUGCGAGGCAGUGUAGGCACCUGCUUACCUUGAUGGCAGGUGCCUACUCUGCCGAUAUGUACCGAGGGGAGGACAGGAGACAGACAGCAUUCGACGGUGGCAAGGGAGCACUGAUCUGACAGUUCCUUUCUCCUCCCUCGUGCGCCCUCUGUGAUGCCAGGAGCUGGAAUAUGAUGUCAUUCUGGUCCCGGUUUACUAAACAGCCUGCAGGAGUAGAAAGAAACUGUCACAGCACAGGCCAAUUGAAAGGACCCAGACCAGCUCUACCAAAGGUAGGGAGGCUGGAUGGGCCUAAAAAAAGUCAAAUUAAUUUGUGAGAGUGUGUGUGUGCGUGUGUCUGGCAGUGUAUUUGUGGCUGUUAGUGUGUGUAUGGGUCUGUGUCUGUCAGUGUAUGUGUGUCUGUUAGUGUGUCUCUAUGUCUCUCAGUGUGUGUCUGUGUCUGUCAGUGAAUGUGUCUGUCAGCGUAUGUGUGGCUGUUAGUGUGUGUCUGUCAGUGUGUGUGUCUGUCACACACGUGGGUGGGAGAGACACGUGGAGGGGCUGGGGGGGUGAAUGAGGCACAUGGAGGGGUUGUGGGGUGACAGAGGCACAUAUGGAGGUGGGAGAGACAUGUAGGGACUGGGAGCUGGAGGGUUGGAGAGACACAUGGAGGAGCUGGGGGGGGGGGACCCAGGGCAAUCUUCACACUGGGGCCUGGUGGUUUCUAGUUACGCCUGUGGGAAGACACCAUUAAAGUCAUCAACACAGUUUAUUUCCAGAUGUAUUUAAAACUUGCAAAUAAACCAUGACUAGUACAAAAUAUUAUUUGUGAGAUAUUUACGUAGACACGACUUAAAGGGUUACACCAACCACCAUGACCACUUCAGCUUUUAGAAGUGGUCAUGGUAGUAGAAGUUUGUAUGUGCAGCAUUUCAACUUGACAUACUGCACAUCCAGAGAUAUUUGGACUUAUGUGCCAGGAGCUAGUUACACCCCCAACAAACAUGACUGCCAUUAGCAUGCACUGGCGACAGACAAGGUCAGAUUCUCUCCGUGCAGGUGAAGCUUGCUCUGCUGUGGAGAGGAGCGGUGGGAGGUUUUCCCGUCUAUGGAUUUUAGGUAAGUUUAACAAUUACAAUCAUGUAUUUCAUGGCGGAGGGACCUAACGAGUAAUGCCUAAUAGGGCAACCUAAAUUAAAUUAAAAUAUUAUUUUGAAAGGGUUGGAGUAGGCCAUUAAGCUGUAUUCGAUUUUACUUUUCGCUCAUUAAAUGUGAUUAGGAAUGAGAUGUGCAGGAAACAAUUUCUUAUAUCUGGGGAAAAAAAUGCACGGUGUUUUAUGAAAAUUGCAAAAAGAAAUGUUUUGCAUGUAUCUCUCUUUCUUUCAUUUUCCUCCUAUUAGGAGGCAUGCAGGUGAUGAUAAACCUACAGAAGGACAGCAGCAUGUUUGUUGCCUGUGCAGCCAAUAACCUAAUGGCUCACGCUUUCAUUACCAGUACCAAGAUAGAUGGGGAGCCAGGCAUGGCCAAUAUAACUGAUCUGUCAGACAAUGCGUGCUUGUUACUGAGUCAUCUGGUGCAAUCGCUCAGUUCUGGCUGUCCUUCCAUUACAAGCCAAGCAAUGAAAACGCUGGCGGUGAUUUUUAAAGGCUGCACGGAUGUAUUGGCUGAAAUUGUGUGGUGGGACAUUAUGAACAGUAUCAAUUCUCUCCUGGACCAGAAUCCUGUCCGGAAUGUUGUUAAUUUAGAAGAGAUGCUCCUUACUGCAAUCAGGUAAGUAGGAAAAGUAGGGCAGGACAAGAACAUGGUUUGCUUUGUAGUUACAACCUUUUGUCUAUACUGUAUAAAGCUUUUUUAGAUAGAAGCUGGCCAGUUACUAUUAAUACAAUUUUGCUCCGGAGCUUAAAACUUCCAUGAGAGCUGGACAACUUCCUGACAUCUCUCCAGCCAGGUGGAACCUAUGUUUGCUUGGAGGAAGACAUUACUGGUUUAUUCAACCCAAUUAAUGGUUAAUUCAACAUUACUUUGACGUCUGCCACCACAGCUGCCAAAAUUGAGACUCUGAAAUCGUUCUAGUUCUUUGGGUGUUUCCAGUUUUUUUAUGGGAGUAGACAGACUGUUUAUUCAUAAAGUUCAAUAAAAAAAAGUGUGUGUGUGUAUAUAUAUAUAUAAAAAUCACAAUAGUUUCUGGCACUCAUCCCAUAGCAAAAGCAUUAAUUCAGCAAUGACCAGGUGCCUCUCUGUGCAAAAUAUACAAAUGGAACAAAUUGAGAGCACUCAUUGGAUUUAGUAAACAAAAAAAUAUAUUAAAUCAAACGCAUAUAAAUCAACAUUUCAGCUUACUACUCUCUUGUCAGUUCACCACACAUUUCAUUUGUCCGUUUCACAUACAUCUCCAGCAGCAUAGGCGUGCGCACGGGGUGUGCCGGGUGUGCCUGGGCACACCCUAAUCCCCGCGCACGCCUAUGUAUAUUGAGACCGGCAGGGGAGAUCUCAGGAUCUCCCCUGUCGGCUCAUGCAGAGCCGACGCUAUCCGAGCGCCAGCUCUGCUCUCAGCCUCCCUCCCCACUGACCCACAUGCAGGGAGGGAGGCAAGAGAGGACCGGCGGAGCUAUUGCCGGCAGCUCCGCCGGGUUCCUCUCGCGAGAUAUGAGCGUUGCCACGGCAACGCUCAAAUCUCGCGAGAGUGAACUCUAGCCCCACAGAGGGCUAGAGUUCACUCUCCACUGGACCACCAGGGAUCACAGCAGCAAGGAUCCCCUCCUCCACUGGACCACCAGGGAAGGAAGCAGCAGCACGAUCCCCCCUCCCUACAAAAGGUAAGAAGGGAGGGGGGAGAGCAAAUAAUGUACCCCCACAAUCACCCACCCACACACAUACAGCACCCACACACAUUCAGCACCCACAGACAUACACAGCACCCACAGACAUACACAGCACCCACAGACAUACACAGCACCCACAGACAUACAGCACCCACAGACAUACACACAGCACCCACAGACAUACACACAGCACCCACAGACAUCAGCACCCACACACAUUCAGCACCCACAGACAUACACACAGCACCCACAGACAUACACAGCACCCACACACAUACACAGCACCCACACACAUACACAGCACCCACACACAUACACAGCACCCACACACAUAGCACACAACAUACACAGCACCCACACACAUACACAGCACAGACCACAGCCCACACACAUACACAGCACCCACACACAUACAGCACCCACAGACAUACACAGCACCCACACACAUUCAGCACCCACAAACAUACACAGCACCCGCAGACAUACACAGCACCCGCAGACAUACACAGCACCCACAGACAUACACAGCACCAACAGACAUACACAGCACCCACACACAUACAGCACCCACAGACACACACAGCACUCACAGACAUACACAGCACCCACACACAUACAGCACCCACAGACAUACACAGCACCAACACACAUACAGCACCCACACACACAUACAGUACCCUCACAAACACACACAGCACCCUCACACACAGCACACAAACAGCACCCUCACACACACACAGCACACUAACAGUACCCUCACAAACACAAACAGGACGCUAACAAACACACACACAGCACACUACCAGUACCCUCACACACAAACAGCACCCUCACACACAAUACAUUAACAGCACCCUCACAAGCGCACACACACACAAACAGCACCCUCACACACAGUACAUUAACAGCAUCCUCACAAGCACGCACACACAAACACCCUCACCCACACAGCACACUACCAGCAUCGUCACACACACAUCACACUAACAGCACCCUCACACAGCACACACACACACACACACACACAGCAGUGUGUGUAUGUGUGUAUAUAUGUAUAUAUAUAUAUAUAUACAUACAUACAUAUAUAUAUGCGGCGUGUGCUUGUGCUUUAGGGUGCACACCCUAAUGCAAUAGGCUGCGCACGCCUAUGUCCAGCAGCACACAUUUUUUAUUCUUGUUACAUAUUUAGUCCAUUCAGAUCACAUAGACUUUUUGAUACAGUUCUUCUUUUUUCCAUUUCAUACACUAUCGUACAUCUCACACAUUUGACUUCUUUGCAAUGCUCCACACAUUCACUGAGCUUUUUUUCAUUUGUCUAAUUUUUUUUUUUUUCCUCCUCUUCUCUUUAUUCAGCAUGCAUACACACAUUAACCUGUUCUGGUUAACCUUUGGCUAACCCGUUUUCAUUCAUACUGCUGUCUUUAACAUUCCACACUCAUAUACAUUUAAGACCAUGUAAUCAGACUUUAUUUCUUUUUCCUCCAUACAUGCUUUUAAUUUUACUCCGAUUUUUUUCUCUUUUAAAACAACUUUGCCGUUUCUAGGCAACACUUGGUGGCUGUGCUUUAUGUCACUUUUCGGCAGUAUGCUUGACAGUCCUCUGUUUGCGGCUCUAUUCACAGAGCAGACCGGACAAACAGGGUGCACUUGGUGAUUGGGUAAGUUUAACACAUUAGAUUGUAUAUAUUUGAGAUUUUCACAUGUCAUAGCAUCUUGAUAAAGACCGCUAGACGGUCGAAAAGUUGAUUUAUAUGCGUUUGAUUUAAUAUAUUUUUUUGUUUACUAAAUCCAAUGAGUGCUCUCAAUUUGUUCCAUUUUUAUAUAUAUAUAUAUAUAUAUAUAUAUAUAUAUAUAUAUUGCAAUACAUACCAUCCAGACUUAUUUUUUUUAAUUAAGCUACAAUGAUUCUCGGCUUAGAUGACUGUUAAAGGAACACUAAAGUGUUAGGAAUAGAAACCUGUUAUAUAGGUGUCUCAACCACUCCCUCCCGUGUUUGCAGUAAAAAUAAUAAAAUAAAGGGUUUUACUUAUCUUUUUUAUUUUUUUAAUUUAUUCUUUAUUUAUCACUCGAUAAGAAUAACAAGUGUACAAUGAACUUUUGGGCUUACACAGAAGCCAACAUAAGUAAUAUUUAUGGAAAAACAUAAUGCGCUUCAGGUGAACCACGUGAUACAAAUUCUUAAAUCCUUUGAGACAUGUCUCCCAUCGAGGGUUUUUGUAUUUUUAAACAGGCAUUCAAACAAACAUAAGGAGCCCCAUCAUAACAACUGCUCAUUAGCCCUUGGGUUUACUUAUUCCUCCAUUAUUUUGAUCAUGCCUGGGAUAAAUUGAAGAAAAACAAAAACAUGGAAAGAAAUGAUAGAGAGUUCAACGGAGGAAAAUAGAGAUAAAAUAUAGCCUCAGGAGGAGGUAAAGCGAAGGUACAAUCUCUUGGUUUCCAUGGCGAUUGCCCAACAUGUAAAAAUUCGACCCACCAUUGUUCUUUACGUAUCAACGCAGGUGUCUGGAAAAUGUUACUCCCUUUAACUCUUAUUAUAAUGAUUUAGGAAAUAUGGAAGUAUCUUACGCACAGGUUAUGUUGUGUUUUUCUUUCCUGAUAGGAUUCCUGUCUUUCAAAAUCCAAAUUGCAACCUGUGGGUCACUGUGAAAAAAGCACUUAAAAAUAUGCAUAUGACUCAGUCUAUUUCUCUUGCCGCUGAAAUCUUAAAGCUGGGUAACUGGUGGGUAUUUCCUUUGAAUAGUUUCCAUAUUCCCUGUCUGUUCUCAUUCAUUUUAUAUAUUUAUUAAGGUUUUAGGAGAAUUUGAGCUGAAUAGCAAACAUGUUCUACUUGUAUUCCCUGUGAUCCUGUUGAAUAAAAAAAUUAAAAUACAUUUGUAGACCCAUCUCCUCACUGAACGAUGACCUGACCAGUCAUCACAGAAAAGUCCCAAGUAAAGAGUAUGAAAAUUAAGGAAUAAUAUAUAUCUCUUUAUUUUAAUAAAAAGUAAUAAUCUGAAGGACAAUGUAUUCAUUAAAGAGCUUUGAAAAGCUUUAUGUGAGAAGUGUGUCCUUUUUUGUUUUCAUUGUGAAGAAAGUGCAGAUUUCAACAGAAAUUGACACUUUUUAAAAUUUUAACCCGGCUACACCCCCGCUUCCUCCCCUGCAAGGGGAAGUCUGUGAUUGGACGGUCGCAUAAAUUAUGGGCGGGGUUAGAAGAGGAGGGCUUGCAACGACUUCAGAUAAGAGAUCUGCAGCUUUUGCAAACCGUUUUUAGAAAAAUCCCAAUUAAAAAGUGCAUGAAUGUUUUGGGGUAUAACUACUAAACAGUGAUUUUUACAUAUUUUUUAUUUGAGCAGUGGCGUGUCUCUGAAUAAUGCUAUAUCCUAAAGUGUUUGUUUCUUGAAAAUAGUUUUUUAAAAUUCUUGUUUUGUCCAGUCCACAGGAUGUCAAUCUGCAAGCAAUGUCUGUCUUUCUUUAUCCAUUUCAUUAUAUAUUGAAAAGGUCUGCUACUCACUGCGAACAUCCAGGUAUAAUGCAAUGUUCUUUCUAAAUAUUCCUGUUUGAUAUGUAAGAACCUCGUAACCCUUUGGAUAUGCAUUAUGAGUUGUACUUAAUAUGCUUUUGUUCUGCUGUCCAGAUAGAGGUAACUGCAUGAUAUCUACAUUCAUAGACAUUGUAACCUCUCUAUCCACAUGUCUAUUUGAGGUGAUAAAUGAAAGUGGGGAAAAAAAGUGAAUUUAUAAUAUGCUGUUAUUUUUGUUGUUGCAAAGUUCUAAAAGUGGAGCAAGCAAUAGAAAUAUUCUGCUUAGGUAAGGUUUUAGUCUGUAAAAAAGUUACCACUGGAAAGAAAAAAAAAUGAAGAAAAAUGUGUAUAUAUAUAUUUAUAAAUUUUUUUUUUUUUUUAAUCGAAAAAUAAGCAGUCAGAUUGAUCUUUGGAACAACAAACAUGUUACCCUACAUAUUAACUAUUAUAUCCUUGAAUAUUUUCUAAAGAAGCAUCCAUGUGUUGUUUAAAUCUGUUGGCACUAUAUAAAUGGCAAUAAUAAUAACAAUAAUAAAGCGGAUCUGUUUCUUCAGGGUGUUUUACAUAUUUGGCAAAUACCCCCAAGGCGACAUCUCCAGUGCGGUUCUGGUGGCCUUGGAGUGCAGUGGAACAUUUUUAAAAAAAUUUUUUAUAGCUGAAGCUUUUCCUCGCGGCCAUUGCAUCUUCCUCCUGGAGAUCUUUUUCGGCUCGAGGAGAAAUAAAAAACAACAACUUUUUUCUGUUUCAGUCAGGGACUGCAUACUAAAAAUCUACAAUGAUCAAAGUCUAAAAAUCUAAUCUAAUCUAUACCUGAAAGGGGAUCUGCUACCCAUAGGAGAGCUUAUCAUCAAUGUGGUUUUAUUUUUUUUGUAAAUGACCGUUCUACAUAAAAAAUGGAUAUAAUCAUCAAAUUUUACAUAACGUCACCAAAGACCACAAAGAAUACAUAAUCCAAGCUUAAAAAGUAGAGAAAAAUUAAAUAACCAAACCAUUACUAUUUGACAAACAUUUAUAUUCUGAGCCCUACAUAUUCUUUUUUUUUUUUUUUUUUAUAAUAGGUGUGGAGAAUAACCCAUUGUAUGAGCCAGUAGACGCGGAGUACGUUAUGGCCAUGAAAUCGUCUUGUAUUCCUGUGCUUGGCUUGUGUCUUCGUCAGGUCAGGGAGCUCUGUGAAAUGGUAAUGUAUUUUAAUGUAGUUAUUCAUGUCUGCCACAAUUUACACUGAGUCCACUGUAGCAAUGUGUUCUGUUCUCUGUUUCUAAUAAUGAGCUAAUUUAGAGAUUGUAUUAUAAGGUUAUUUUCCAUAACCUUUAAUUUCUUCUAGGGGUCUUGUGUUCUAUAUAUAUAUAUAUAUAUAUAUAUAUGUAUGUAAAAAUCAAUAAAGUGGAGCACUGCAAAAGUUUAUACCUUAUGAAAAGAUAUUCUUCUCGUGUGUAUAACAUAUGACAAAUCAAAAGAUAAUAAAAAAACAAAUAUAGUGUAGCGUUUUAAACUCAAAAAUGUUACAGAAAGUGAAUAUAAUACACUCACAUUAAAGGAGCCAUUUAGUAAUCCUGGCUCCAAGUAUUUAAGCAAGGAGUGUUUUUAGGUUAACACUCUCAACCUUCUUAUCAAUGUAACUCUCAAUCCUCACCAUGUGGAAUUAGGUAUGCAUAGGGAAAGAAAAAUACACAUAGGGCAUAUUGCAGGAAAGAAUAAUCUUGGAUAUAUAUGAAUAACACUUACAGAGCCUAGUAAUCCUGGCUCUAAGGUAUGUUGGCACUGUACCAAUAUGGGAGGUACUACCCGCAAGUGGCUGCACAAUGACAGAGAAGCCAGAUGAGGAAUGAGGAAAAUGUGAAACAAAAUACUAAAACAAUUUUAAAAACAAAUAAAAUAUGUGUAACACUCCUCCAUCCAGCAAUCCCCUCCGACGCGUUUCGCUUCCACUGUUUUUACCACAAGCUUUUUCAAUCGGUAUGACGCCUAUCUUGACAAUGCUGUAUUUAUUUCCUGAUUCACCAUGUGGAUUCCCUUUCUAGGGGCAAUCAUUAUGAAGUCCCUUACAUACCCCUGAUGGGUGCAAAUAUUUAAUGCCUCCCGUUAGUCAGGGGGAUAAGGAAAACACUUCCUAAGGGUGUAGUGCUAAAACAGCUUGUCCGUUAUCAUAAAGAUCCACUUAAUGUUCGAUACAGUCUUAGUUUGCUAUUCCUUUUGCCACAUUGAAUAAAUUAGUUUGUAUCAUAGAUCCUACACAUUGGUUACACUUUACGAAUAUAUUGAACAGUGUCUUAAAAUAUUGCAGAGUCCCAUAAUAACAUAUGGAAAUAGGGGAAACAAAGAAUAACAAUAUAUAUGCUACGCAAACCGAUAUCAUUAUACAAAAUAAUAUUUCACUAUUAAAGAGAACAAUACUAAAUCAAUACAUAUACAUUUGCAGAAUCUUAUUUAUAUACUUUUUAUUAUUUAAAGGGACAGUCUUAACUAUUUUACUUAAAUAUCACCUAUAAUAUAUAUGCAUUGAAAUAUCCCUAGUGACAAGUGGAAUGGAAUGAAAUAAAUUAAAAUAGGAGUAUAUGAAUACAAUUAUGUAAUUUAAAGGGCCAUUACUAAGUUAAUUUCAACCUAUAUAACAAAUGAACAAGACUUGAUUUCAUGGCAGUAAGUUAUAAGAUCGUCUAAGUCGCCCACUGCACACAUUAACACCUGCUUGUUGAUGUAUUUUAUUUUUUACCUGCAGAACAGUAUCAAAGUGGAGAUGCCUCACCGGCCUGUGCUGAAUUCCAUUGUGACAUUACUGCAGUUCUGCAUCGGUCAAGCAGCCAGCGAAUUAUCUUCAGGGUUGAGUUUCAGCAAGAAAAUGAUUGGUUGCCUACGAGUGCAAAAGGCAGCGUUGGAUGCCAUCCAAGCUCUUUCACAUUGGACAAGUGAGGGGAAAAAAUGAUAAAUCAGACCCCUAGUGCCAUGUAUACAGGAUACUGUUUGUUAUCAGCACUGAAAUAAUAGAAUUCAAGAGAAAGACACUUGGUGACCAAUUUGGUUCCUGGUAUUUUUGCUUAGUAAUGGUUGCUACACAAAAAUGGUAUUUACUUGGGAACCCAGUUAGUCACCAUGUCCAUGCGUACUUUGCCCUGAUUUGUUUAGUGAGCUAAGGAUUAUACACAUAUGGGAUUGGGGUGCAGUAUAGAAAUCCUGCCCACUUUUCUUAAACAUACAUAAAAUAAUCAUUAAAUUACAACUACAGAUAUAUAAUCUAGUUAUAUUUAAUGGCAUAUGGAAAAAAAAAAAGUUUAAUUUGCUAGAUUUUCCCUGACAACUAACCAUAUACUGCUCUUUCUUCUUAAUUAGUGAAUAAAGAGUCCCUAGAACAAACAUACAAUGUGCUGUUUGCCUAUCUCGAGAAUAGUGGCUCGGAUGUAACGGUAAGAAUAAGUCUGUCUUUUGCACACAGUUCUAUUUCUAUAUGUGCAGCCUGGUACAGUGUACUUCUCUCGUGUCUACAUGUUGGUGUUGAUGACUGUGCUUGCAAAUCUAGUAACCAUGGGCUAUAGCAUAAUUUAAGUACUGAAAACUAAUAUGCUAAAGUCAGUGAACAUGCUUUCUAAUAGCCAAGACCUAAUACUAUGGCUCUGUUACACCAGGCACUGUAUAUUUAGGAAUGCAUCUGGUAAACAGUUAUUCAUGUUAUGUAGGGUUGUUGUUGUUGCAUCACGUUAACUCUUUUUUAGCCAAAAGGAAUUUGGGAGUCAUUGUGACGGGGAAUAUACCUUAUAACUAUACACAGGAAUCCCCAAAAAUACAUCAGGAAGAAAUCAUAGAAAAAAACGCAUAUUUAUUGAAGUAUAAAAUGAAAAUACAUAUGGCAUGAUACUAGAACAGCAGUCUUCGUGUAUGCUAUAUUGGUCCAAGCAUGUAAAAUUGAAAAAAAAAGGUUGUAAGUGAAGAAAGUAUAAAAAGUCCAAAACCUGAGCAUAGGACCACCCGCAGCUGCUGUACAGUGGGGAGACCACCAAAGGAGCCGACCCUAAAGAAAGAUUAGAGAAGCCCCACUCCGGGUGCUUUCUCAACUUUCUGCCGUUUUACCAUACCUUAUAACCAUCCCUCUGUUCUAGGAGCUCACACUUUUUUGUUAGUACAAUUAAAUCACAUCGCUCCACAGUCAUAAAUGCUGCUACUACAGUAAAUGUGUUAAAAGGACUUUCCUGGCAUUCUCUGCUCAACAACACAACUGAAGUGCAUUUGAUCGAUUUUGGCCACAUAUUCAUGCUUUUUUUUUUUUUUUAUCUCAUCAGUGUUGAUAUACAAAGAAAGAAAAAGGUUUUGCAGCUUUCUGCAACUUAACCCUGCAACUUUAGCCAUGCAGUAGUCGUACAUAUAGGUAAUAUAGAAUGAUUGAUAUACCCAUGGCACAGUAAAUAACUCUGCAGCAUUGCUAUGUCUAGCACAUGUCCUACUGCAGUGUAUAACUUAAAAUGUGCGUUCUUAAAGGAGCCAUGUAUCUUUCACACAUCAGUAUCAUGUAUUGAAUCCUUUUGUAUACCUGUUAGUAACUUUUUAACCAAUAUUUUUUGCCACUUAGAUUAUAAAGAAGACUCUCCAGGCCUUAUUGAAAUGGCUGCGGGUGUCUUCAGAGCCAGAACACAAUGAGUCCUGGGAGCACAGCAUUAUUUUUCUAAACAGUAUGUAGUUCCUUUGUAUUCACUAUGAUAUGUAGGAUCAUUUUCUUCUACUAUAAAUUUUUAUUGUUAUUUUUUUUUUCUAAUGGAAUAAGCAGUAUGUAGAAAAUAGUUCUAUAUGUUAGCAGCUCAGUGGUUUAGCUUUACGAGGGUGAAUGUAACCUAUAAGGAGAGCGUUUGAUAAUCUCUGUUAUAGAAAAGAGCUGAGAUCUUGAUUAUUGAUAAAUAAAAAGGGCUAUGGUGAGUUCUAAAGGGAGGCCUAUGAGGCACUAUAGCGUUAGGAAUACAAACCUCUGUCCGUGCAUCUUUAUAAUUACCCCCCCUUCACAUGCAAAAAAUUAAGAAAAAAAGGUUUAACUAACCUUUUUUCCAGCGCCUUAUGCACUUCGUACUGCUGCCCACUUUGAUUUCCAUGACGUCACAGUGGGAGGCAUUACGUCUGGGAUUCCUCUCCAAUCUAAUACUCCCCAGAGAGGAGCAUUGGGGUCAAGGUGGCGUGAGUGGAAGCCUAAUCAAAUGCUUCUCAUAGGAGAGCAUUGAAUUCAAUGCUUUCCUAUAAGCUGCGUUUAAUCACAUGGCCAAGUUUCACUUGAUCUUUGCUGUGGAAUGACCUCUAGUGGCUGUUUGUGAGCCACUAGAGGUGUGUUAACCCUGCAAUGCAAACAUUGCCAUCUCUAAAAAAACUGUUACAGGACCACAAAAGUCACCCAGACCAUUUCAUCUCAAUUAAGUGUUCUGAGUGCAGUGGCCCUGUAGUUUUAACCCUACAAUGUAAAACACUGCAGGGUUAAAACUACAGUGCCACUGCACCCAGAACACUUCAUUGAGAUGAAAUGGUCUGGGUGACCUUUGUGGUCCUUUAACAGUGAGCCCCAAUUUUCAUCAAUUUUGUCACCCUUCGGAGACAGGUGCAUUUAUAUGAUAAGUAGCUCUUUGAGAGUCUACGCAUGGGGGCAGGAGUCAAACUGUUUUGGAGUGUGCUAGGACUGCUUCCUACUUUUUUCACUAUUUCAGACAGGUUUCUGCCGGAGCUAAGCCCAGUGGUGCAGCGCUUAGCUCAUUGGAUGAAAGUGAUCAAUUGAUUCUCUCUACCAAUGCGCUAACCAUGCAUUGCAUGUUGUAGCCCAGGGGCACUAACAGAAUCUUUAACUUAGGAGCUUCUCACUCUCCAUGAGAAGUAUUGGAGGCCAGGAGCGGUGUCUGGCAAACAUCAGAUAAGAAGUAGAACUAUUCCUUACAAUAAGGGGGGGGAGGUGUCGAGGGGACUCCUGGUACCAUAACCACUACAGAACACCAAAGUACUGAGCUGCUGAAAUGUCAAUUUUUGGAGAUAGAAUAAUGUCAAGAGUAAUUUUCUUAUAAGGGGGUGAGUGAAAAAGAAAGGUGACAGUGGUGAUGGAGAAAGAUAAAUGUAUUGCGAUAACAUAACAAACUUAAUGUGCAAUCUGUCAGGAUGAAAGAUUUCAGAAGCUGAUAAAAAGAUGUGCAAAUAUUGUACAUCUAAUUAUCGUAAUCCAGAAAAUAGUUCCAAUGGAGGCACAUGCAAACUAUCUUUAUGUGUACCCCAUGGUCAGAUCCCCUUGUGUAUCUCCUCCCUGAAAGUAGGAGGUUCCUUCCAGAGGGAUCAAGACAUUUGCAGCACUGAGCAAUACCUUAGGUGUUCAUUUUUUAAAUGUUUUUAGAGCUAGUGUAUUGUGAAAAAGGAGAACAAGGGGAGGUGUAAUGGGAGGGGGAUUGUUAAGUAGAAUGAGUUCCAUUUGUGUUGUCUGCAUGAUCUCUUUAACCCCUCAAGGACCUGUCAUGAUUCCCUUUUAUUCCAGAAGUUUGGUCCUUAAGGGGUUAAAGGCAAGAAAGUUGUUGUUUUUUACAGUUUUGUAUAAACAGUUUUGUAAGCCUACUUAUAUUUUCUUCUACUCUCCUGGUUAAUAAAAUAAUUUCUUUAUCAUAUUAAAAAUAAAUUGUGGAUUUAUUUUCCAGCCCUGUGGCCUUUAAUAGUAAAACGCCUUUGCAGCCCAAACUGGGAACACCGUGACACAAUGCUAGAAUUUGCUGCAGAACUUGUAGACACCCUCCAAGGUAACUCAUGUUUAAUAUUAAAAUUAGCUUUGAUAAAUACUGUUACACAAAUUUCUGUUGUCAUUCUCCUUAAAGGAACACUCCAAGAACCAUAACUACUGCAACCCACUGUAAGAUAUCAAAUGUUUUUCAUGUUGUGACCAAGUGUACUCUUCAGCCUAAAUUGGUAGAAAACAUUCCUAAGCCUGUUUCAUAAGAGUUCUAUACCUGCUUGCCGCUUCGCUUAUAUGAAACAAACUGUAUUAUCUAAUUUUAAUUCUUUGUUGUACUUUUAUAGACCAAGAGAGUUUCAAACAAGCUAUUAGUGCUUCAGGUGUUCCUCAACUGGUCUUGGAUCUGCUAAAGGAUCCAGAGAGUUAUGUUCGAUCAAGUGCUGUGAGCUGCUUGGGAAGGCUAGUUACUAUUGAUAACCUGCACCUAAGAUUGGAAGACGCAAUGUCUACAGAAACAUUGAAAAGAGAGGUAACUGUUAAACACUUACACGUGUAAUCUUUAUUUUCAGCUAUAGCUUGCUCUUCCUGGUAACAUCAUACAUUAUAAUGGCACCAUGUAUACUCCAAAAAGGUAACAUAUACAAAAUGACCUAUGUAUGCCAUGCCUCGGUACUCCCUUUCCUUUUGCAAAAGUGUUAUUCUUACUUUGACAGAAUUCAAAUUCUAAAAUAAAAUUUAAAAAGUGAGAAAAAAUGUAAGUGAUGCACCAUUUAAAGGAACACUAUAGGGUCAGGGACACAAACAUGUAUUCCUCACCCUGUAGUGUUAAAACAGCCAUUUAGGUGGCUUGCCAUCCCCCCCCCCCCCUAGAAGGGGUUAAAACUUACCUUAUUUCCAGUGCUGGUAAAGGUCCGCCAGCGCUGACCCGAUCGCGAUCCGCCUCCUUGGUGACAUCAUACGAAUUACUGUUUUUAGCCAAUCCAAUGCUUUCCAUAGGGAAAGCAUUGGAUUGGCUGAAAUCAGGAAGGAGGUGGGGUGGGGCCAAACACCGUUUUGGCCAAUCAGCACUUCCUUAUUGAAUCAAUACAUCUCUAUGAGGAAAAUUCAGCGUCUCCAUGCAGAGGGUGGAGAUGCUGAAUGGCAGUGCUGCUCACUGUGCACCACUGCCCCAGGAAGCACCUCCAGUGGCCACCUGACAAGUGGUCACAGGAGGUAUCCCUAGUGGACAAUGUAAACACUGCCUUUUCUAUGAAAAGGCAGUGAUGGCAUGAAAAUGACUGGGGGUAAUGAUUAUACUCACCAGAAUAACUACAUUAAGCUGUAGUUGUUCUGGUGACAAUAGUAACCAUUUACAUAUUUAUAAGACUACAUCCUUAAGGAACAGCGAUGGAAUAAUUCCAUACCAACCUUCAACGAUUCUAUAGAAGAAUCAAAUGUCUUACUCAUUUAAUGGUGUUGUGGCACUGUUGUGAAAACUUUUAUUUAUAUAAACAGGGCAUUUCAUACUGGCAUAGGGUUUUAGGAUUAACCUUGAGAUUACAGCAUGAAAUAUUGGUUCUAAAUGUGUAAAAGUGAGGUUCUCCAAAACUAUAACGUAUUGACCAAUUGCCCCCCUUUUGGUUGUUUCUAAGCUAGUUUUGUUCUCUUACUACUCUAACCAUACUUACAUUAAUCCUAUCCUUAUCCGCAUAUGUAACCACAUCCUUUUAAUUUAAAAGCAAACUACUGGUACAAAAAGGUUUAUUCCUUUAGUUACUAAUUACGCUUUGUAUUGUUUAUUUUUUCCCCUCCAUAUAUCUUAACAGAUCCUUGUGCCAAACUUCCUGAAUAUUUUAUCUGAAGAUACCGAUGCUUUUCCCAGAAGAGCUGUAAUGAAGGUAUUUGUUGAAUGGCAAAAGUUGGACUAUAUCCAGACCUUUCAUGAACCAGAGAAGCUGCUUUUCAGGAUCCUGCAUGUGGCAAAGGAAGACUGUGACUGGGAGGUGAAAGUUAAUGCUCUUGAACUGGCCAAUAUCUUUGUAGAUAAAACAUUUGAAACACGUGUUGCUAACAGUUGUCCGUACACAGUAGGGUUACCUACUAACACAAGAGUGUCUGGAAUAUCUGAAAUGGUUAAAAGAUGUGAUCAAGUAGGGCUUUUUCCAUGUCUGUUGGAUGCCCUUUGUGACUGUGAUAGGAUGGUGGCAUUGAAAGCCUGUGAAAUUCUCUUGUCCUUGAAGUCAAAGUUGGAUGGUAAAGACACUUGCUCCAGUAAUUCAGAACUGAAUGGCAUAGAAUGGCUGGAGGGUAAUUUGAGGAACUGGCGCCUUCAAAGCCAACAUGGAGCACUUACACUUGAUGCACAAGACAAGACCUGGGCAAGAGACAUCCUUAACAAAAUAGAUUUGGUUAGCAUAGAGAGUUCUCUAUCAAUGGGUAGUAGUUAUAGUGACCAAACACCGCAGUCCCUGCUACAGGAUAUUCAAACUGCAUUGUGGGGAGGGGAUGAACAAGAUGCUGAUUGUUAUUAACCUUUGGAUGUCCAACAUCAAUCUUUGUAUUUCUCUAGUCCAAAAGGCAUUUAUAGCUACAGGUGUCACUGCCAGUUUUAAGUCCUUCUAUAUAUACACGUCAUGCAUACACCACAAAUAUGGCCCCUGAAAACGAUGUGUACACACUCUUUGUUUCUUCCUUAAUUAAGUGGCCCAUUCUCACAAUACUUAGUAUGUGGCUAGUUAUAUGGGAUGCCAUGUCAACUGUGGUUACCAUCCUGAAGAAGGUAAAAGCUAGUUUUAGUUAGUUGCAUUUCUAUAAUUUGUCUAUUUUCUGUUUGUGUAUAUAAAAUUGCCUUUUUAUUAUGUAUUUUUGCAAGUACGAUUUUUUUUUUUUUUUAGUUACCAUACUUUCUAUGGUUUGAGGAGAGUAUGAAUAAAUACAUUAAAUAUGACCAAAACUGAUGUUCAUUUAUGAGCAGGUUAUGUAUUCAAGAUGUAAAUAAUACAUUUUACUUUCUUUCAUUGUAAACUCC
Pelobates cultripes (western spadefoot toad) is the source of this 20713-nucleotide messenger RNA. The record is from the annotation of a GenBank genome assembly. Lineage: Eukaryota; Metazoa; Chordata; Amphibia; Anura; Pelobatidae.